This is a messenger RNA of Cottoperca gobio, 2670 nucleotides long. It is a transcript of the gene fam117aa, whose product is annotated as family with sequence similarity 117 member Aa. The record is from RefSeq and is a predicted model, not a curated record. NCBI's taxonomy places the organism in Eukaryota, Metazoa, Chordata, Actinopteri, Perciformes, Bovichtidae.
UCGCCCUCUCUUGGAAUCAUAUAGUGCACGAGAUAGUUGCACACAGUUUGAGUCGAGCUGUUGUGUUGUCACUUUGCACAAGCAGCGAUGUGAGUCGUCUCUGCUCCUCACACUGCGCAUAUCUGCACUCAGCUCGUCUCUGCUCCUUCUACCCGAAAGUGAAGCAACACAAAUCAUGGUCAUUAUCACAGAAGAAAUAUCAAGCUUGGGGCUCAACAAGAGGCCCGAUCAGAGUUUUGGAUCAUCACUGUGCAUGAACUGAAUGUGGGCAGAAAGAAAGGCAGCACCGCGCACAGUUGCAGUGGACGACGGAAGAGAAGAACAGCCGUGUGUGUGUUUUCAUAAGCGGAGCUCGGAGUGGGGGAUGUCGGGCAGAAGUGGAGGAGCGCCUCGGGGGUGCAGCAACCCCAGCAUGCAGCCCCUCAGAGCCACAGUCCCAUACCAGCUCCAGAGGGGCUCAGCGCUCCUCUGCAGGGAGGGCAAGACGGCUGACAGGACGACAGCUCGCCCACCGAAACCCACCAUCCGCCGAACUCUUUCUUUGGACGCCAUCGUCGCACCCUACCUGCAGGGACAUUGGCCCAAAGAGGCAGAGAGCCCGGCUGUUACCUGUGUCAAUGACAAAGCCACACAGACUCCAAGUUCCUGGGCAGAGGAGACGCGGGGAAGGAGAAGUGCCGGCGGACACAAGCGCUCGGCGUCGUGGGGCAGUGCAGAGCACCUGAGGGAGGUGGCCAAACUGAGGAACCAGUUGCAGAAGCGCUCCCGCCACGUUCCCCCCCCAGCAGGGUAUGAGCGCCCCCCCCACCCCCUGCCAACAGGUCAUGCAGCAGGCAUCACUCAGACCCUGCCGCUGAACAGACUCGCCCCACAGCUGCGACGUAGCGUUGAAGGCAUCAACUUGGAGCUGGAAGAAGUGUUUGUUUCUGAGAAACCUGACGAUCAGCACGAGAUUUUGGAUAUCCCGGAUGGCCACCGGGCCCCCGUCCCCGUCCAGAGAUGCAGCAGUGGCUCUCAGAGUGAGCCCUCCCCGGGCCCCCUGGAUCUGGAUCCUUCCCUCCUCUCUCCUUCUCAGUCCCCCUGUCCUCUAGAUCUAUCGCUUCUGUCUCCUUCAAACUCCCCUUCUCCAUUGAACCCAUCUCUUCUGUCUCCAUCACAGUCUCCCUGUUCCAUUGGAGAGCCAGAGCUGGUGGACUGUGAUACGCUGUGUCCCGCUCCGUCGACGCCGCUCCCUUCCUUUGCGCUGGAUCCUCCUCUGCUGCGCCCCGGCUCCUCCACUCCUCGUCCCAACAAAACCUACUUCUUCCAGCGCGAGCCGCCAGAAGGCUGCGAGCGAGUACGAGCGUGGGAGGAGGCGAUGUCCGCCUCUCAGGAUAAGCCUGUCCUCCAGCCAUCCUGCCCUGACCCCAAUAAAGUCAACUUCACCCCCCAUGGAGGCUCCGCUUUCUGCCCCGUCAGCCUCCUGAAGCCCCUCCUGCCCUCCAUGGAUCUCCUCUUCCGUGGCCUGUCAGUCUCUCCGGUCACCGGCUGCCCAGGUCAGGCCUCUCCUACCAGGCACCUGGGCAUGUAGUAGCCUCCUCUCAGGACUAAACAACACUGUCAGAACCUGCAUUCAACUGGAUAUGUUUUAAAUGCCACUGCUGUAACGUGCCAUGAUCACUGUGAUCAAAAUAAGAGACUCAUACUUACCUGAACUCUGUCAGUUUUACUGACUACUUCCACCUGCAGGAUGCUUUGUUUAAGAUUAUAUUUACCUCAUCAGCACUUAGUUUUGCCCCAUGUGGGCUAUGGUUUAACUACAGGACUGAAGUUCGGCUGACUGAGUUAUUGACGUUGUUGUUUUUGAUAAAACUGAAUAUUGUUUUAGUUGUUGUGUCAGCGGUUCAGACACAGAUUGCAGUCUGCUAUGGAUGUUUUCAUUUUUUAAUGUCAAAAUAAGUGAAUUCAGAUUUAAAAACCUAAGCACUUACAACACACGAGUAUUACUUUCUUACUAUCCUUUACUGUUGAUUUAAAGAAUUGUUACGUUUUUAGAUUAACUUUCAUCUUGUUUUGAGAUACAAAGUAUUUGAUGGGUGUGUUCCUGAAAUCUGUUGGUUGAAAAGAAAUGUUUUUUGGCCCAUAGUUUAAUAGUGGCCUGUUUUUCUACAUUAUUAUUAUUAUUAUUAUUAUAUAUUUUUAGAGAAGCUGGUGAUACUAUUUUAGUAAACCUGUAUUUCUGUUUAUACUUUAAUGAUUUCUAAGCAGGUAUUGAUGUUCGAUUAGCUUUACUUGCCUACAACGGGCAUUGUUUUAACCAAACUUUUGCAAUUUUGUCAACUUUUUAAGAGAGUCAAACUGAAUUUUUUUUUUUCUUUGGGUCAAUCUGAGCCUCUUUGGACCACGUGGUUCUGGCCAGAAAGCUUUAACGGUUUCAAUAUUCACUUAUACGGAGGAGGUUGAUUCCCUCUGCUCAAGUUAAUGUUCAAAUGGAUACAACACUGUAUUUUUCAGUAUGAUUCUAUGCAACACUGAUUAAAGAAAAACAUACCUAUAGUUGAAAUAAUAGGUAUUAUUUGUCAGACCUGAUUAUGCACCCUUUUCAUACCUUUAAUGUCUAAUAUGCUGUUGCCAUUGGGAAUAAAAUAUAAUAAACAGAUUUUCUGGGCGUUUAAAUCCCACUACUUAUAA